Wasmannia auropunctata (little fire ant) is the source of this 1039-nucleotide messenger RNA. Its product is annotated as cilia- and flagella-associated protein 44-like. The transcript has 5 exons. Lineage: Eukaryota; Metazoa; Arthropoda; Insecta; Hymenoptera; Formicidae. Bases 110 to 949 code for a protein of 279 amino acids. Gene Ontology annotation, molecular function: protein binding. The record is from RefSeq and is a predicted model, not a curated record.
AUCAUGCAUAGUAAACGCGUUGAAGCCGAUUUGACUUCUACUAUAAGGAACGUGUUUUUCUUUAGAUAUCAAUAUAAAUAAAGGAAAACAUUUGUACAGAUAAAACAAAAUGUUGGAAGACGAGUCGCGGGAACGCCAAUCCGAGUUUCGUGACGAGAAAAAACAGAAAGCAGAAAGGGAUAAUGACAGAGUAAACGAGAGUACCUACGAUUCGAAUAAAUACAUAUCCGAAGCAAGACGCGUGCCGAAUGGAACCGUGCCCAUAAACAUUUUACAGUUUCAUCAUUCAUUUUCGUACGACUGUCAAAGAUAUUUUAAUCUUUGCGUGAUAGAACCGAAUGUUGUCAUCUUCGCUUCUGGUAACAUUUUACAUUUUUUGAAUACCACGACCAGCCAGCUAUGGUUUAGAAGAGGAUACACGAGUGGUGGAAUUGGACACAUAACGAAAAAUCCAAUGUUUGAUCAUAUUGCCGUUGGCGAAAAUGGUAUUAAACCUCCAAUAAUAAUAUAUAAAUGGCCUUCGAUGGAUAUUGUGACGAUUUUAGAUAAUGGCACGAUAAAGUCCUAUUGCCAUUUAACAUAUAGUGCGGAUGGUUUGUUGCUAGUGUCACAAGGAGGAGAGCCAGAUUAUACAAUUACCCUUUGGGAUUGGCAAAAGUCUGAGAUAGUAUUAAAAUGUAAAUCUUACAAUCGGGAUGUUUACAAUGUAACGAUAUCUCCGUUAUUACCUGGAUCUUUAGCGACGAGCGGCUUGGGACAUAUAAAAUUUUGGAAAAUCUCCAAAACGUUCACCGGGCUUAAAUUAAAAGGCGAGAUUGGUAGAUUUGGCCAGACAGAGAUCUCUGACAUUGUGGGUGUAUACAUCAUGCCAGAUGGCAAGAAUUAUAUUGUUUUUAGGUUGUAUCAGGCUGCGAAUGGGGAAACAUUUUAUUGUGGGAAGAAGGCUUAAUUAUUUUUGAAAUAUGUAGGAAAAAUCGGCAGCCCUGUCACGCUAAAGCAAUCACACAAUUUGAGUAUAUGAAUGGAGAGCUUAUAUCAA